CUUGACGCAUAACCUGUCAAAAGUCAAAAUAUUGAAUUGUCAUCUACAUCCCAAAAUAAUCACUAAAUAUUUUCUUUAAUUCCAAUUAAAAAAACAUAUUUCUAAUAAUUUUCUUUUAAUACACACGUGUAUCUAAAAUUUCUCAAAAUGUUUCAGUUUGGAUUCAACAUGUUUCCAGAAAUACCUAGACCUUUUAAUAUGACUUACAAAUGUUAUUCCGUUGCGAUGUUCCCAGGAAAUGAAAGACAAGAUGUCGAACGGGGAGGAAAAAUUAUUAUGCCUCCAUCAGCUCUAGAGCAAUUAACGAGGCUAAACAUCAACUAUCCUAUGUUAUUUAAGCUUGUAAAUAAAAAAACAAAUCGUACUACACACUGUGGUGUGUUAGAAUUCGUCGCUGAUGAAGGAAAAGUAUAUCUUCCCUUAUGGAUGAUGCAUAAUUUGGUCCUUUCUGAAGGCGAUUUGGUUCAAAUGGAAAGCAUUUCGCUUCCAGUAGGAACUUUUUCCAAAUUUCAACCUUUGAAUCCUGAUUUUUUGGAUAUUACUAAUCCGAAAGCUGUUUUGGAGAAUUGUUUAAGAUCUUAUGCUUGUCUUACGACUGGGGACGUUAUAGCUGUUAAAUAUAAUCAAAAAGCAUAUGAGCUGUGUGUUUUGGAAACAAAGCCUGGGAAUGCUAUAAGUAUCAUAGAAUGCGACAUGAAUGUGGAAUUCGCGGCCCCAGUGGGCUACAAAGAACCGGAAAGAUUUAAAAAAGAAGAAGAGGAAAUGUCUAUUGAUCCUGCUGACUUAAUGCCAGAACCAUCAGGUUUCGUAGCUUUCAGAGGCGCCGGAAAUCGCUUAGAUGGCAAAAAACGUAAAGAUUCAUCUUCGAGCGACAGUCACGUGUCUAAACCAACUUACGUUAAGGGAAUCCCCGAUUACGAUUACGAGAUCGGCACCUUGAAUUUCAUCAGAAGAACACUGAAGACGAAAGAGAAAGAAAAUGAUGAUAAUGAGGAGUUCAAGGCGUUCAGUGGAACAGGAUUUAGCUUAAGAGCUAGACAGUAGCUUAUGUGUUUCUUCUGUGAUAUGUAUGUUUUCUUUUCUUAGAUUAUUAGAUGCUAUUUUUGUUUUUUUUAUUCAAUAAAUUAUUCUUAAAA
Psylliodes chrysocephalus is the source of this 1136-nucleotide messenger RNA. The record is from the annotation of a GenBank genome assembly. NCBI's taxonomy places the organism in Eukaryota, Metazoa, Arthropoda, Insecta, Coleoptera, Chrysomelidae.